This is a messenger RNA of Fusarium keratoplasticum, 375 nucleotides long. RefSeq names its product Mitochondrial import protein 1. Bases 1 to 375 code for a protein of 124 amino acids. Gene Ontology annotation, cellular component: mitochondrial outer membrane. Gene Ontology annotation, biological process: mitochondrial outer membrane translocase complex assembly; protein insertion into mitochondrial outer membrane. The record is from RefSeq and is a predicted model, not a curated record. Lineage: Eukaryota; Fungi; Ascomycota; Sordariomycetes; Hypocreales; Nectriaceae. The transcript is spliced from 2 exons.
AUGUCCGACGACCCUCACAACCACCUCGCCGAGUCCGGCGUCACGGUGCCCUCCGAUAGCGAACUAUACUCUGCCGGAGAUGAGCUCUCCUCGCCGCCCUCAUCAAAUUCGCCCGUUAUCCUCUACAAGCCUCCUACAGUAUGGUCGCUGGUACGAGGAGCCGCCAUCAACCUGCUGCUACCAUUCAUCAACGGCAUGAUGCUGGGAUUUGGAGAGCUGUUUGCGCAUGAGGCUGCGUUUAGACUGGGCUGGGGAGGCACCAAGGUCUUUCCUCUAUCCCGACGAAGAGCUCACCCCAUCGGACCCGGCAUCGAGGUUCGAGAAAGGUCAUACAGCCCUCGUCCUUCACUGAACGACCUUGCGAGCUUGGAGUGA